Messenger RNA from Metarhizium brunneum ARSEF 3297, 744 nucleotides. RefSeq names its product Glutathione S-transferase psoE (gene psoE). The record is from RefSeq and is a predicted model, not a curated record. Gene Ontology annotation, cellular component: cytoplasm; nucleus. NCBI's taxonomy places the organism in Eukaryota, Fungi, Ascomycota, Sordariomycetes, Hypocreales, Clavicipitaceae.
AUGGUUUUCGGCACUCUAUACACUUUCCCUGGUGACCAUCCCCGCACCAUCGCGAUCAAGGCGGUCGCAAAAGCGAAUAAUCUCGAACUCAAAAUUUGCGAAGAACCUCGGACUGCUGAGCACCUCAAGGUUAGCAAGCUAGGCAAAGUUCCUGCUUUCAUUGGAGAAGACGGCUUCAAGCUCUUUGAGUGCAUUGCUAUUGCCAUAUACAUCACCUCUCAGAACGAAGAGACCACUCUGCUCGGAAAUUCUAAGAAAGAGUACGCUGACAUAGUCAAAUGGAUGUCCUUCUUUAACUCUGAGAUUAUUAUGCCCAUCGUCGAAGAGUAUCUUGCUCUUAUAGGCAUCAUCCCUUAUAACAAGGAGUCCGUUGAGAAAUAUGAGAUGAUGGCCCAGGCGGCCAUUAAUGUUGUUGAGGAGCACCUGCAAACCAACUCAUUUCUCGUUGGCGAAUCUGCUACCCUUGCUGACAUUUUCUGUGCUGGGAUUAUUGCCCUCGGCUUCCAGUUCUUCUACGGGAAGGCCUGGCGAGAAGCGAACCCCAACGUGUCUCGUUGGUACAAGACCAUUAUCCAUCAACCCAUCUAUGCAGCCGUCACUGACAAGUUUGAGUUUCUUGAGGAGCCUAAACUGACCAAUAUUGCCCCGGAGAAGACAGCGCCGCUCGAUCUCGGCCCAGGCGAUGCCGCUGUUUCUGCCCCCUCUGCUACUCUGGAUGGUCAUGUUCGAGAACCUAAAUCAUAG